This is a messenger RNA of Polypterus senegalus (gray bichir), 511 nucleotides long. RefSeq names its product ribosomal protein S15a (gene rps15a). Gene Ontology annotation, biological process: translation. Gene Ontology annotation, molecular function: structural constituent of ribosome. The record is from RefSeq and is a predicted model, not a curated record. Gene Ontology annotation, cellular component: ribosome; cytosolic small ribosomal subunit. The transcript is spliced from 5 exons. NCBI's taxonomy places the organism in Eukaryota, Metazoa, Chordata, Cladistia, Polypteriformes, Polypteridae. Bases 75 to 467 code for a protein of 130 amino acids.
CCUACGCUUUCCCCCGAAAUCGGCGCGUGCGCCCUCUCUCCUUCCUCUUUCCGCCAUAUUGCAGAGCUGGCAACAUGGUGCGCAUGAAUGUCCUCGCCGAUGCGCUUAAAAGCAUCAACAAUGCAGAGAAACGAGGCAAGCGCCAAGUCCUGCUCCGGCCCUGCUCUAAAGUCAUUGUACGCUUUCUCACCGUGAUGAUGAAGCAUGGUUAUAUUGGCGAGUUCGAGAUAAUCGAUGAUCAUAGAGCUGGCAAAAUUGUUGUUAAUCUUACCGGCAGAUUGAACAAGUGUGGUGUCAUUAGCCCUCGAUUUGAUGUUCAGCUUAAGGAUCUUGAGAAGUGGCAGAACAACUUGCUGCCCUCUCGUCAGUUUGGAUACAUUGUUCUAACCACGUCUGCUGGCAUCAUGGACCAUGAAGAAGCUAGGCGAAAACAUACAGGAGGCAAAAUCCUGGGAUUCUUUUUCUAAAAUACGUCAAGCCAUCUGUUAAUAAAAAAAAAAAAUCCAGUGGA